GGGUCGGGGCAAACUUGGUGCCUCAAGCGAGUGGGUACGAGUGAAGAGUGGUUGCUGCUGGAGGACGGGAGUGAGAUUAAAACUUGAUUUAGGAGUUAAAGGCAAACCAACAAGAACAUCCUAAGCAUUUUUACUGUGAAGUAACGAUAGGUCGAGGAGCUGGUGUCACUUACCAGCUGAUGUCAAAAUCUUGUCCAUUGAUGAUCUCUCGGAACCACUGUGUUUUCAAGCAAAAUACUGAUGGCCAGUGGACAGUGACAGAUAACAAGAGUCUAAAUGGUGUCUGGCUGAAUUGUGAACGCAUUGAUCCAUCAAGGGCCAAUCUCUUACAUGAAGGUGACUUUAUCCAGUUAGGAGUGCCUUUAAAGCACAGAGAAACAGCUGAGUAUGAAUAUACACUAAUAAAGGAAGAAUGGAAGAACAUUAGUCCUUUUUUAACGCUGAAAAAUGACCAGCUGACUGAGAAAACUAAGGACAUGAAGGGUAAACGAAAAAUAAGCUUUGAGGAAUCGGAGGCAUCUGGAGCAGAAGGGCCUUCCAAUUCCAAAUCCAAAAGAGACAGAGUAUCUUCUGAUAAUGACUCUUUGGGGAGAUGUGAGGGAGGCAAGACAGAACUGUCUAAACAACCAACAGAAAACUUGGAUAUAGUGCUACUUCCUCCAAAACCAAGCAAGAAGGAGAAGAAGAAAAAUCACUGUGGCACUGCUCACCCUGAAUACCAUGACUUACUCAUCUCUAAGGACCAAAAAGCCCCAAAUUUGGCACAAUCUUGGAAUGGUUUGGAACAAAUAAUGAAAACUCUGGCAGAUAUGACAAAGCUAAAAGCCAUGAUGCAGGAGAAACAAGCAGCAGUCUUGAAUGUGAGACAAAAACCCAAGUGUGCUCCAAAAGAGAUCCAGGUUUUGGAGCAAGAGUUGCAAGACUUACAGGACCAGUUAUGCACUAAGCAGGAGCAUCAGCAACAGAGAGUGGAACAGCUGGAAAAGACCUUCUACGAAGAAAUGGAGGGAGCAAAAGAAGAACAAGGAGAAGAGAAACUGAAGGAACAGCUGGCGCAGGUCCUGGUGCAGCAUCGUGCUUUGAUGGAAGAACUGAGCCGUAGUAAAAAGGAUUUUGAAGAAAUAAUUAAAGCCAAGGAUAGAGAGUUGAAAGAGACCAAGGAGGAAAAGGAGAAGGCAAGAGCACAAAAGGAGGAGGCUUUGAACCAGAUGAAUGAUGUACUGGAGAAUGAGCUGCAGUGUACCAUUUGCUCUGAACACUUUAUUGAGGCUGUCACUCUAAACUGCGCACACAGCUUCUGCUCCUACUGCAUCAACGAAUGGAUGAAGCGCAAGGUGGAGUGCCCGAUAUGUAGAGGGACGAUAUUGUCGAAGACACGGUCACUGGUUCUGGACAACUGUAUCGAUAGGAUGGUAGAAAAGCUAGACGCUGAGACAAGGCAUCGGCGCCUGUCCCUUAUCCGAGAGCGAAAAGGGAAGCAGGUUGUUCCGGCGACGGCAGCAUCAGACAGUGAGAGCAGUAGUCUCACUUCUACCUCGGACAGUGAGAGCAGUAGUAGUAGUACCUCAGCAUUAGACAGCGAGACCAGCAGCCUUACGUCUGUGCACUCCAUCAUGUCGAUAAGCAGCUAUGAAAGUGAUGACUUUGAGGGGGACUCCGAUAGCCGACCCAUCAUCUGAAGCAUCUGCACUGCACCUUUGCAGCCAUUUGGAGUUGGCUCAGGGUGCUUUCUGGGACAAUGGAUGAUACGCUUGGGACAAUGAAGAUGAAAAUUGUGGAUUAAAAGGGCUUGGCAGGGUCCUGUACUUUUCUUAAAUGGAUGUAUGAUAUCCUCCUCUGAAGCAAAUGACUGAAAAUUGUAGGACUCAAAUGCAUUUUUUCACACUAGAGCCUUGCUGGCUAAACAUGUUUCUGUUCUUCCUAUAAAAAUUCUGCAAGAGAAUGCACUACUUAGCUUGAAUAACUACUUCCUUCUUAAUAGGUAUUACAGUGCCAGCUCAUCAGCUAAAUAACUAUUUAAGUAUAUCCUGAUACAACAUAAUGCUUGCAGUUUAAGCAUGACUUGUGGUUUCUGAAGGAGAAUAAGGAUAUUGAGUCUACAGCUAUUACAACAACAACAUUUAAUUAUUAAGAUUAAAUUUAUCCUACCCUAAACCCCAAGGAGUUCUGUACUUAGAUUCCAAGAAAAGAAUCUAAAGACACAAUGCUACGCAUGUUUAGACAGAAAAAAGUCCUGGAGAAUACUGGAAGUUGUAGGGCUUUUUUCUGUCUAAACAUGCGUAGAACUGCUGCCUUAAUCAGUUUCCUUCAAGCAUUGUUGCUAAAAUGGAACAAAAAUAGUCAAAACUAGCAGUGUUUCACAAGGUGAGAGAGGUCUGGCCUGUUUUUGAGCAACUAGAGUGGCAAAGUGAAGAAGCUGCAUCUCUGACCAAACAGGUGACCGUUACAUAUUUAUCAGUGUUCACAGAGCGUUGCUGGUAUAUAACACUAAAGUUUGCAACAACCCAGAUUCCGUUUUGGGGGAGGGCUGUAGCUUCAAAUUAACAAGCAAUGGACUAGGCCGUUUUUCAAUUUGGUUGGUAUGACUUAAGGCUGAAGUUAAAAGGUUCAUGUUAUACAAAAGGAAGAAAAACCUUUUAUGUCUGUUUAUGCUUUUUUAUAAGCUAAUAUCCAUCUCUCAUGUUUCUAAGGAAAUUAAUGUGUAGACAGCCUGCAGCUCUGUCUGUACAGCCAGUUGAGUCUGGCUCCCUUUUAUUUUUUGGCUUUGCUGCUAAAGAUUACUUUCAAACUCAAACUGGGCAUUUUAAUGUCACUUAAUAUGCUCUCUUGCAAAUAGUUGUAAGCCACCUCAGUAGUUUACUAUUGUCAAUAAAUUAUUGCAGCAGGUUCAUAAAUUCCAGGAUUUUGUUCAGGCUACUCAGCCCUGAAAGUAUUGGCAGUAUAGUUGCCUGCAACUGAUAAAUAAAAUGCAGGGGCAGAUACAGCAUCUUUGAUCUUGGAUUGUAGCAGUAUUCCUGUGUUAAGUUUUGUUAUAAAUUACACAAUAUAAUAGUUUUUUUAAAAAAAAUCCUAAAGUGACAAAGUGUCCUCCUACCAAGAAAUGCAUGCUCAUAAAGAGUGGCUUCUCAAACAUCCAGUACCCGAACCUACCCAGCCCAUGAACACUAACUUGCUAGUUGGACUUCUUUGAUAUUAGGGUGUACCAAGCUCUACUUGAUCAGAACUAUUUGGAAGUUGUAAAAGUAAUAUUCAGAUAUGUCAUUCCUGUUAAUGUUCCCUAGAUUAAUAUCACCUCUGCAAAGAAAAGCCAUAUGCAUAUUGUUAUGUGACAGAUGGAGGUGUCUCUUUCACAGUAUGUACAUUGUGAAAUAGACAGGCAUAUAUUUGUCACAAGUGGCAGUGUACAUUUUGGUUUUGUAUAACGAAUUGAUAUUUCUGGUGAAAAUUGUAGUGGGUGAAGCAGCCCUGUCAAUCAAAGAGGGGUCAAACAUUUGCUUUGGGAACCAGUGGCCAAACCAUUUAGUGGUUUCUUGGUAGAAGCAGCUCCUAGUCCUAUCAAAAAAUACAAUUCCACUUAUCAAUUGGCUCUUGCUUUGGUCUUAACAUGGUCAGGUCUAUCCUUAAGUGCUUUCCUGGUGUAUCAAUUAUUUAAAAUUAUGGGCUUUCACGGAGUGAGAGUAUAGAAGACUGGAUUUCCCAUAUCAAUGAGGUUUGCUUAUAGAGCAUGUUUUUGUUUUGGAGUGCUUGCGGGUGUUAUCCAUCCAUCCACAAACUAAACUGGAUAUUUCUGUGGAAAAGAUGAAUGCACCUCUCCAGAGUACAAAGAUUAGAGACAUUUCAUCUAUCAGAUGUUUGUUAAUGUUGUACAUCUCUAUUUUUUGUCUUCUAUUUUGUCAA
Elgaria multicarinata webbii is the source of this 3897-nucleotide messenger RNA. RefSeq names its product ring finger protein 8 (gene RNF8). Gene Ontology annotation, molecular function: metal ion binding; histone binding; ubiquitin protein ligase activity. Bases 180 to 1679 code for a protein of 499 amino acids. The record is from RefSeq and is a predicted model, not a curated record. Gene Ontology annotation, cellular component: nucleus; site of double-strand break; cytosol. NCBI's taxonomy places the organism in Eukaryota, Metazoa, Chordata, Lepidosauria, Squamata, Anguidae. The transcript has 9 exons. Gene Ontology annotation, biological process: protein K48-linked ubiquitination; ubiquitin-dependent protein catabolic process; double-strand break repair.